CCCAUUCCCAUUUCAGCAUAACUCACACACCAUUAUUUCCAAAUACAUACAUAAACAUCUAUUUCGAACGAACAAUCUGUCAAGACUACAACAUGGCGACCGCAUCUGAAAUCCCCGUCCUCCACUCCAAAGCCGAAUACCUGAAAGCCGUCAUGUACGAAGGCGUCACCAUCCUCGAAGGCACAGCAACUUGGUGCCAAAACUGCAAGGUCAUCGCGCCUGAAGUCCAGAAGAUGGUGGCUGAAUACCCGGACGUAAAGUUCUACCUGUACGACGUGGAAGAGUGUGAAGAUAUAGCACACGAGUUGGGUGUUAGCCAGAUGCCUACGUUUAGCAUUUUCAAGGAUGGAGAUAUCCAAGAGGGUGUUACUGGCGCUAAACCAAAAGAGAUUAGGAAGGCUAUUGAGGGGUGUUUGUGAGAUAUGGAUGCAUGCGUUGUUGCAAGUAGCGAAAUGGGAGUGAUGUCAUGAAAGUAUGUUGGAGGUUUUAAUUGCAUCUUGUGUAUAGUCAAUUCGGCAAAUUUUGAUAGUUCAGAAAGAUAUUCAAGGCCUUGUGAGCUACGUGUCAUAUCUUGGGGCUGAGAGCAAAAUGGUGUUGUUGUACAUUAGCUGAGCUACAAGAUCCACUUCAGCUAGACUAUU
Cucurbitaria berberidis CBS 394.84 is the source of this 641-nucleotide messenger RNA. RefSeq names its product thioredoxin-like protein. The transcript has a single exon. NCBI's taxonomy places the organism in Eukaryota, Fungi, Ascomycota, Dothideomycetes, Pleosporales, Cucurbitariaceae. Bases 93 to 419 code for a protein of 108 amino acids. The record is from RefSeq and is a predicted model, not a curated record.